Molecule: messenger RNA, 1648 nt
Organism: Scleropages formosus (Asian bonytongue)
Lineage: Eukaryota; Metazoa; Chordata; Actinopteri; Osteoglossiformes; Osteoglossidae
Gene: tmem59
Product: transmembrane protein 59
Exons: 8
Coding region: 135-1094 (319 amino acids)
Biological process (GO): positive regulation of autophagy
Cellular component (GO): late endosome; lysosome
Source: RefSeq, a predicted model, not a curated record
CGUAAGUAACAAGAACGAGGAAGCAGAGGUUCUGCAAGGAGAAGCGAGGCGCGUUUGUUUUGACUUUGCAAACGAGAGAGAGGGGGAGAAAAAAAAAAAAACCCCACACAAAACAAAAAGAGCCCGAUACAAAUAUGAAGGGCUGCGAAUUCCGGGUUUGCGCGGCGGGUUCGUUUUUGCUGCUCUGCGCCGUGGCUUCUGCGGACGUGUUCGACGGUGUUCUGGGGAGCACGGCCUCAUGCCAUAAAACAUGCCAGCUGACCUACAGCCUGCACACCUACCCUCGGGAGGAGGAGCUGUACGCCUGUCAACGAGGGUGUCGCCUUUUCUCCAUCUGCCAGUUUGUGGGAGAAGGAGAAGACCUGAACCAGACCAAGUCUGAGUGCGACUCCGCCUGCCUCGAGGCCUACGUUCAGACAGACGAACAGUAUGCCUGCAAUCUGGGCUGUCAAAACCAGCUGCCAUUUGCAGAGGAGAGGCAGGAGCAGCUGCUGGCCAUGAUGCCCAGGAUUCACCUGCUUUACCCUUUGACCCUUGUGCGAGGAUUCUGGGAUGAUGUAAUGAGCUCUGCCCAUAACUUCAUCUCCUCCUCCUGGACAUUCUACCUCCAGGCAGAUGAUGGAAAAGUUGUGGUAUUCCAGACUGAACCACAGAUCCAGUUCAUCCCACAGUUUGUGCUGCAGAAAGAGGAGAUGAAGGAUCACCCAGAGGGUUUAUACCCUAUUUAUAAAGACUACCAGAGGCCCUUCAUCCAGGAGCGUGAUAGGGAUAUAUCGAUGGACCGAGAUGAUUCUGAUGACUACAGUCUCUUCAGUUGCUUGUCAAGGAACCCCUGGUUGCCAGGAUGGAUCCUGACCACUACCCUUGUCCUCUCUGCCUUGGUGCUAAUCUGGAUUUGCUGUGCUACAGUGGCAACGGCCAUGGACCAGUAUGUACCUGUAGAGAAAUUAAGCAUAUAUGGAGACAUGGAGUACAUGAAAGACCAGAAGCUGAUUCCUUAUCCUCCAUCUUCGCUGGUAGUGAUCAGCUCAGCAGCUGAAGAGGAGGCUGGCCCACUGCCAUCAAAAGUCAACCUGGGCCAGUCCAAUAUUUAGACAUGAAUGAGUAGGAGAUGCGGGUGGUUAUAGUCUUACUCUUUGGUCUUAGAUUUCUAGAGUUUGAAGUGCAAAGAGUUGAGAGGUAUGAAGAAUUCAUCUUCCUCACUGCAAAGGUAAUUGCUUUCAGUACUUUUCAGACAUUUACCCCACCUUUUCUGUUAGACAGGUAUGCAAAGGGGAUGAUAAGGCUUUAUUUUGUACAGUACAUUUGCAGUCUUGUUGCACAACACUAUGGAAAUGAUCCCAGACUUUGUGUCCCUUUUCUAUGGUGUCUUUCUGGCCCAUUUAAUAUAUAGUGAAGUGCUGUUGUAGAUUAAUUAUGUGGAACCUUUUUCUAUAUUGGAAAAUUGAAAAACAGUUUUGGGUUUAUGUUUGCAGUGAUUAAACAAUUGUAUUGGGAUUUGACUAUGGAUUAAUGUAAUGUUUGUUCUAAUCCUGAUAAUGAGUGAUUACAUUGCUCCUGUUUUUCCCUUAUUUUACAAAUGGCCCAGUUUUAACUAUAUUAGAAACUUGAAAUAACGUGGGCACGUACGCUUUCCUGUUUAUUUUAG